GCAGCGCAGAACUCGCCAUCGUCGGCAUCGCUGUUCAUCGGCACUUAGUCCACGAAAAGCGGGGGAGUGCGAUCUUCGUAGCGUGCUGCACGUUCCCAGAGCAUAGCCGGUGUGCGACGAAUUGCAGACCGGAGUUAGAAACAGCCGCCGAUCUGCUAAUUUACGUGGUCAGGUCGCGGCGCCACAGGAUUCACGAACCUUUUUGAUCGAUCUCAACUUCCUGGAAUUAGGAACGUGAAUUUUGUAAGUAUUAUCCUCCAUCCAGAUUUGUAGCUUUGCGUCAGUACUAUUCUUGUUCACGUUCCAAGAGUGAAUUUUGUAGAUCUGCUCCUCCAAUGACGACCUUUAGCAAGGCUAGCAGGUUGUGUGGUGCAGUGACUAUGCAAUCAAAACAGUUGUGGAGUCUACUACUCUCGAGAAUCUUGCCUAAGCUGCUCGGUUUUCCUGGUAUUUUGCUGAAGAAAUUCCGAAAGGAAGGUGUGAUGGAAUUGGAUGCUGCUGCAUUGCCAGAGCUGCCACAGGAUGUGUUGAUGGACAUCUUUGGUACACUUGAGGUCCCUGACCUCAUCCGUGCAGGCUCGGUUUGCUCGUCAUGGCAUGCUACCUACAAAUGCCUGCUCGACCUCAGGCAAUACAAGCAACCCCAGACACCAUGCUUGUUCUACACUUGUGAAUCUGCCGGUAGCAAUGUAGGGUUUCUAUAUAGCCUCAAGGAAAAUAGGUCCUACAAGUUAACUCUACCGGAGCCACCCAUCCGCAGUAGGUUACUGAUCGGGUCCUCCAACGGUUGGUUGAUUACUGCAGAUGAGAGGUCUGAGCUGCACCUUAUGAAUCCCAUAACUGGAGAACAGGUUGCACUUCCCUCUGUGAUUACCAUAGAGCAUGUGAAGCCAAUCUUUGAUGCAUCAGGUACUAUCCAUAUGUACGAGUUGUCAUAUGAGACACCACCAGACCUGUUUGAUCUCGGCGAUCUGCGCGAUGAGCUCUACUUCAAGGCAUUUGUGUUUCCCGAUCCAUCCACCACUGGAAGCUACAUCGUGGUUCUUAUUCACGAGCCAUAUUCACGGCUUUCGUUUGCACGACCGGGAGAUGACAAGUGGACCUGGGUUGGACAAGGUAGCCAAUAUAAAGACUGCACAUAUGUGGAUGGUCUUUUGUAUACAGUGAAUUACUCUGGAGAAAUUGAUGCGUUUGAUUUUACCGCGUCCCCUGUUAAAAUGACAGUAAUUAUGAAAGAGCUGAAGUAUCCUGUAUGUGAAAACAUGUACAUUAUUCAGGCUCCAUGGGGUGAUCUGUUGCAUGUUUGGAGGACUCUUGGCGUUCCACCCAAUGCUCCGCCGUGGGUCCCUGGAAAAUGCUUGUUCGAAACCUUAAAAAUACAAGUGCAUAAAGUGGACUUGGAAGCAAAGCAACGGGUGGAAAUAAACAGGUUGCAGUGUGAUAGUGUUUUAUUUCUUGGCCACAACGAUUCACUUUGCCUUAGUGCUCAAGUACAUCCAGAACUCAAGUCAAAUCAUGCAUACUUCACUGACGAUUUUAAAGAAGUGACUGUUUUAUUUAAAAAUUGCAUACGUGAUAUGGGGGUUAUGGACUUGGAAAAUAGUGUCAACAAGGAAAUUGUCUCUCAAAUUUGGUCCAACUGGCCCUGUCCCACUUGGAUAACACCCAAUCUUAUGAAGUUGAAUCAGGCAUUCAACAGAUAGCUUUUUAGGUAUUAUUGUUUAGUACCUUUGUUUUGUUAUUUUUUUA
Zea mays is the source of this 1749-nucleotide messenger RNA. RefSeq names its product putative F-box protein At2g33190. The record is from RefSeq and is a predicted model, not a curated record. Lineage: Eukaryota; Viridiplantae; Streptophyta; Magnoliopsida; Poales; Poaceae. The transcript has 2 exons. Gene Ontology annotation, molecular function: protein binding. The coding region runs from base 336 to 1703 and encodes 455 amino acids.